This is a messenger RNA of Lampris incognitus (smalleye Pacific opah), 2709 nucleotides long. RefSeq lists its product as uncharacterized. The record is from RefSeq and is a predicted model, not a curated record. Gene Ontology annotation, biological process: DNA integration. Lineage: Eukaryota; Metazoa; Chordata; Actinopteri; Lampriformes; Lampridae. Gene Ontology annotation, molecular function: nucleic acid binding.
AUGUCAUUCAGACUGGAUAAGGGUGGCCGAAUGGUGAUAAAGAGAGGGAGGGUGAUCAGGACUGAAGGGGUGGAGCUACCAGAAGGCAGGAUUGCAGACAUACAUGACAGUUACAAGUAUCUGGGUAUCCCACAGGCCAAUGGGAGCCAUGACAAGAAAGCAAUGAUUUCAGCCACAGCCAAAUACCUCCAGAAAUCCUAUCCUGAUAGGAGUGGCCUCUUCCAGGAUGACAAUGCCCCCCCAUCCACAGAACUACAAGUUAAUGGGAAGAUUUCUGUGGAAGUGCAGUAUCAAGGCAAUCACAAGACCUUGCCACUGAUUAUUGUUCGAGGUCAGGGGGCAAGUCUACUGGGCAGGGACUGCAUUUCUGUAAUGGGGGUGCGCCGAGUAUGCUUACAAUCUGUGGAGUCCAUCUCAAUGGAAUAUGCAGAAGUCUUCCGGGACCUCGGGGCUUCACAAACCCCUCCAAUUGCUAUUGAUAUUAAUACGACAGCAUCACCCAAGUUUUUUAAAGCACGUUCAGUGCCCUUUGACCUUCGACCAGAUGAGGAGCUUGACAAGCUAGUAGCUCAGGGUAUUUUUGAACCCGUGAGACACUCAAGGUGGGCCACACCCAUCGUACCAGUAGUUAAAAAGGAUGGCAGCUUAAGAAUUUGCGGUGACUAUCGCUGCACUGUGAAUAAAGUUGUGAAACCUGAUGUAUACCCCAUUCCUACGGUGGCUGAACUGUUUUCCAGACUGGCAGGGGGGUUGCUUUUCAGUAAAUUGGACCUCAAACAAGCUUACCAGCAGCUGGUGCUGGAUGAUGAGGCUGCAGGGCUUCUCACUCUAAACACCCAUCGUAGGCUGUUUCGGGCCCGCCGCCUGCAGUUUGGAGUAUCGACAGCUGUGUCCAUAUUUCAGCGUUUCAUGGAUACACUCCUCGCCGGUAUACCAGGUGUGCAACCAUACCUGGAUGAUGUCUUAAUAGCGGGAAAGACUGUUGACCAGCACAAUGACCGUCUUCGUGCAGUGCUGGAACGAUUCGCAGAAGCAGGAUUGCGGCUACAGAAGGAGAAGAGUGUGUUUGCUGCUGACCAAGUUGAAUUUUUAGGUUUUCGUGUGGACAAGGAUGGCAUGCGGCCGACUAUGGAGAAAGUUGAGGCUAUUCAGAAGGCGCCUUCGACCCGGAACAAAAUGGAGCUUGAGUCAUUCCUAGGCCUACUCAAUUUUUACAGCUGUUUUUUGCCAAACAAGGCUACCAUCUUAGAAUCGCUGCACCGCCUCCUGGAUCAGUCUGCACCCUGGCAGUGGACUGACGCACAUGAAAAAGCUUACAAUGCUGCAAAACAACUGCUUCAGGCUGAUGGCGUGCUCACGCACUAUGACGAAACAAAGCCAUUAGCCGUUGUUUGUGACGCUUUGCCUUAUGGCUCGGGGGCGCUGCUCUUCCAUAUGGAGUCUGAUGGCCGGGAGGCUCCCAUCGUCUUUGCCUCGAGGACACUAUCCUGCACUGAAAGAAAUUAUGCUCAAAUAGAUAAGGGGGCCUUGGCGGUCAUUUUUGCAGUCAAACAUUUUCACCAGUACCUUGCUGGUUGCCACUUUGUGGUUUUUACUGACCACAAACCUCUUUUGGGCCCUACACCAUUCAAAGCCCUGUCCCCACGCAUGCUACGCUGGAGUGUUCUUCUUGGGGCCUACGAUUACGAAUUGUGCUACCGCCCUGGCAAACAGCUAGCAAAUGCUGAUGCCCUCAGUCGCUCACCACUGCCCGCUGGUAUGCGUGAGACCCCUCCACCCAUGGAGGGGCUCUUACUGGAAAUGGCACCUGAAGCCCCACUGAAUGCAAAACACAUAGCCGCCCUUACUCGGAAGGAUCCAGUUCUGUCUCGGCUGCUGCGCUGGGUCCUGCAUGGCUGGCCAGUGGAUACACCCGACAGCCGUUUCAAGCCGUUUUUCACCCGGCGCCAUGAACUGUCCGCACACAAGGACUGCCUAUUAUGGGGGAGUCGUGUAGUUAUUCCUAACCUGGCGAGGGAGGAGGUACUAGCCAUGCUGCAUGAUGCACACCCAGGCAUUGUGCAUAUGAAGGGCCUGGGGAGGAGUUAUGCCUGGUGGCCAGGUAUGGAUUUAGCAAUAGAACAGACAGUAAAAUCCUGUGAAACCUGUCAGAGAACUCGUCAUGCACCACCAACAGCACAGCUGCACCCUUGGGAGUGGACAACUAAGAAAUGGUCCCGGCUACACAUUGACUUUGCUGGUCCAUUCCAGGGGAAGACAUUUCUCAUAAUUGUGGACUCACACUCUAAGUGGUUAGAGGUUGCCAUGGUGAGUUCAAUGUCCUCCUCUGCAGCGAUCAGCACACUGAGGCUCCUCUUUGCAACUCACGGGUUACCAGAUGUCAUUGUUUCUGACAACGGUGCAGCCUUCACAUCGGAAGAAUUCAAAGAGUUUGCCAGACGGAAUGGCAUCAGAGCAGUGACUAUGGCCCCUUACCAUCCUCGUUCAAAUGGCCAAGCAGAACGUAUGGUCCAGACAACCAAGGAGGCCCUGUCUAGGAUCCGGCGUCUUACCAUGGCCUUGGAUCGCCUUCAUCCUGACUAUGAAAAUGAGAUCUAUUCUAGCCAUCUAAUCAGGCUUGUCAGCCUGGAACAACAGGUGAAUAUAAUUAACGACAUUCAGCACUGUUGGGGGUGUAAAGGACUGGAGUCAUCUGAACCUCUGCUGUGA